Molecule: messenger RNA, 641 nt
Organism: Diachasma alloeum
Lineage: Eukaryota; Metazoa; Arthropoda; Insecta; Hymenoptera; Braconidae
Gene: Def2
Exons: 4
Coding region: 69-470 (133 amino acids)
Biological process (GO): defense response
Source: RefSeq, a predicted model, not a curated record
UUAAUUCAGCUAUUUGUUACGGAGUUUCUUUAGUAGAGACCAAGGGUGGACGUUAUUUUGUCAAUAUCAUGAAGAGUUUCAUUGUAUUUUUGGUGGUUGCUUCAGUGAUUGCUUGUGGUUAUGCUACUGCUGUCGGUGAAAAUGUUCAACAGACAACCGUGGCAGCUAAAGAAGAGGCAACCGAUUCAACUAAAUUUGAUUUUGAAACAGAAAUAAGAGGGACUAUAGACACCUCAUUUGUCACAGAUGAACCUGUGAAACUGGAAGAUGUGGACAGCGGUGUGGAAAAAAAUCCAACAGUUGCACUAAUCAGGAAUCGUCGUCUCACCUGUGACUUCUUCUCCUUCAGUUCAUCACAUGUGACGCCCAAUCACGCGGCGUGCGCAACAAAAUGCAUGGGAAUGGGACGCAAAGGUGGCAGCUGUCAUGGUACCAACUGUGUCUGCCGGAAUGACAAGUGGGUUGGAUAAUCCAAGAUGGAUAACCCACUGCAUAUGCUUAAAUGACUCCAGUAUUCCUUGUUCUAUGACUCAUUGUAUUCCAGUAUUAAAAUGAUUGAGAUUAAUUAAUUGGAUAAGCGAACGCUCAUCUACUCGGGACGAAUAUGUAGUGACAAAGCAAACGAAACAAUAAACGUUAAU